AUGGCAGAGGCGGAAGAACUUCCCAAAACUAUCGUACGCCGCGUGGUAAAGGAAAAGCUAUCCACUUGCUCCGACGACGGAGACAUUGCCGUUCACAAAGACGCUCUUCUCGCAUUCUCCGAAAGUGCCAAAAUUUUCAUCCACUACCUUUCCGCUACGGCUAAUGAUAUAUGUAAGGAGUCAAAGAGGCAAAUUAUCAAUGCUGAAGAUGUUUUCAAAGCUCUUGAAGAAACUGAGUUUACUGAAUUUGUUAACCCUCUAAAAGAUUCUCUUGAAGAGUUUAGGAAGAAGAAUGCUGGGAAGAAAGCGACGGUGUCAAAGGGAAAGGGAGAUGAGAAGGGAAAGAAAAGAAAGUUGGAAGGCGAGCAGUCUGAUAAAGGCGAUCAAGGCGAGCCAGCUGAUAAAGCCGAUCAAGGGGAGCCAGCUGAGAAAGGCAAUCAAGGUGAGCCAGCUGAGAAUGGCGAUCAAGGUAAUGAUGAUCAAUGA
This is a messenger RNA of Lathyrus sativus (Indian pea), 486 nucleotides long. The record is from the annotation of a GenBank genome assembly. Lineage: Eukaryota; Viridiplantae; Streptophyta; Magnoliopsida; Fabales; Fabaceae.